Closterium sp. Yama58-4 is the source of this 1277-nucleotide messenger RNA. Lineage: Eukaryota; Viridiplantae; Streptophyta; Zygnematophyceae; Desmidiales; Closteriaceae. The record is from the annotation of a GenBank genome assembly.
CGCAAGUUCUGCUGGACUGUCAGAAGGCGUGGAACACAACGAUCGAUGGCUGGGUGGUUGGUGGGGAAUGCAGCAAGGCAAGGAACGUCACGUGCGAUGCCAAGGGAAUGAUAACAGCCAUAAACAUGGAAAAGAACAGCUUCAAUGGCUCCAUUCCCGACUCCAUCAGCAACCUUGCGAGUCUCAAUACCUUGGUCCUGGCGUACAGCAUGCUAACCGGCAACCUUUCUGAGUCCAUUGGCAAGCUGCCAAAUCUUCUCCACUUGGACCUUUACUCCAACAACUUGACUGGCGCCAUUCCCGAGUCCAUUACCAACCUCGCAAAUCUUAAUCACUUAGAUCUGGCGAGCAACAUGUUGACUGGCAUCGUUCCGGGCUCCAUUAGCAACCUUGCAAAUCUUACUUACCUUGAUCUGAACCACAACAAGUUGACUGGCACAAUUCCUGAGUCCAUUACCAGCCUUGCAACACUCAAUAACUUCGACCUGAGCUACAACAUGUUGACCAGCACCAUUCCCAAGUCAAUUGGCAGCCUCGCAAACCUUACCAAGUUAAACCUGGCCCACAACAUGCUGACCGGCACCAUGCCUGCGUCCAUUGGCAACCUUGCAAGUCUUCAGUACUUGCAGCUUAGUUACAACAGCAUCAGUGGCACAAUUCCCGAAUCCAUCGGGGGGCUUUCGCGCCUUACGAACAUUUGGCUUCUCAACAACAGCCUGAGCGGCUCGAUACCAGCGAUCGUGAGCAGGCUCCAAUCUGUGGCCAUCCUCAACUUGGGCUACAACAGCCUGGCCGGCUCAAUCCCCGACGCCAUCACCACACUCACAAACAUUGCUAGUCUAACUAUCCAUGAAAACGACUUGAGUGGACCCAUACCACCAGGGCUGGGCAACCUUCUCAAAUGUGAAACUCUAUUUCUUCAAGGCAACAACCUGACAGGCCCAAUUCCUGACUCCAUUAUGAAGCUCACAGCCCUUCGCACCUUAAGAGCUUCUGGAAACAAGCUGACUGGCUCAAUUCCAGAGACAAUCAGCAACCUUCAGAACUUGGACACCUUGGUUCUUCGCGGUAAUAACUUGACCGGAUCCAUUCCAUCCUCGAUUGGACGUUUUAUCAAACUCAAAUUAUUAGCCCUUGCCGACAACAGUCUGACCGGAACGAUUCCUGAUUCCAUUACUGCCCUUUCAAACCUGGCUACUCUGCAUCUCGGUGGAAACGACUUGUCCGGGCCGAUACCUGGUGGAAUUGGCGGCCUUACGGCUUUGACAGAUCUGUGA